Colletotrichum orchidophilum is the source of this 1632-nucleotide messenger RNA. RefSeq lists its product as uncharacterized. The transcript has 2 exons. Bases 1 to 1632 code for a protein of 543 amino acids. The record is from RefSeq and is a predicted model, not a curated record. NCBI's taxonomy places the organism in Eukaryota, Fungi, Ascomycota, Sordariomycetes, Glomerellales, Glomerellaceae.
AUGUUCGGCACGUAUCCCGCUCUGGCAAACCUGCCAACCGCUGUCAAGAUCGACCCGAAAGAUAUCCCAUCUCCAACGCCAAUCACCCUGCCACAGAGCCGACCCCAGCUCAAAGCCUCUUCGGCGCCUACUGGUCCGACUAAGCCAUUGACUUCGGUUCUGCAAGAUAUCUAUCGCCCUGGAGAUAUCAAUACCGCCAUAUUCGACGCCUUGGGCAUACACCUCAUCCCGGAUGCUCCCACCGCAGAUCUCAUUCCUGACUCCGCUUACCUGCCCGACUUUGAGGGCUGGGGCAAGCUCUCCCCAGAGGAGGCACGUGAGAAGAAUGCGGAAACGCGCAUUGUUCUGAAUAACGGCGCUCAAUCGCCUGGCUGUCAGACCUUUCUCGAUCGUAAGCGUGAACUAUCUCACUCAAACGAGGAUGCUUUCCGAACUGUAAGGCGCAUUCCUGCGCCCAAAGGGCAGCAACAGGCACGCCUCGGCAACGCGUAUGAGUUUUUCAGGUGUCUGGAGGCAUUCACUACCUAUUGGGAUGACCCAACGAACCCGUAUGAGCAUACUAGGGAGACCGAAGGAGGCAAGGCCGCCGAUGGUACCAAAGCCGAGCAGGAUAAGCCACGAACCCCGGAGACACCUCGCAUCAUCCGCACCUCGGCAGGUUCAUCUAUGCCGGGUGAGUAUCGCCAGAGCCUGUUGACGGCCUUUCUCAAGCUUGUAGCAUACGAUUUUGGUUGCAAUGUCUCGGCUCCUAGGACGGAACCUCGUCUUCACGUCACGAGCGGGCCUUCGCCGCAACCCUCCAAGCGCCAAGCUGAGCUUCCACCCCCGAGGACCUCUUACUUUGCUUCCGGGUGUACCUUCAUCUUCCGGACCCCGCGAACGCGUGAGGCUGCCCGACAGGGCGUGGUUGAGGGCCCCCUCGCAGCCGUCUCCGCGCGUGCAAGCAUCUCCUUUGAGAAGGACAACGACGAGGUCAUCGACAUGGCUCGUGAGCUGGUGGCUGCCCUCAUCACCGCCCAGCACCGCGCACGAGAAGGGAAGACGGAGAAGAAGUUUGGUGACGGCGCGUGGUGGACCACGAAACCUCGCUGGGGAGGCGGUUCCGGAGGCCCCAUUGGCCGCGAAGUCGAACGAGAUGCCAUCCAGGGCGACAAGGACAGCGUCGACACCGAGAGGGGCCAGCCGGCCACCAAGAAACCGCGCAAGAACAUGUCCAUCUACGACAACUACCGCAUGGUCCGCCCGCCCUCUGCCAGCUGGGACCGCAAGACGCGCUACGAGGCCAUUGGCAAGGUCAAGGGCGCCGGCUACGAUGACAUCUACGUCAUCAGCUCCCUGUUCCACCACAUUAGUAUCCUGCGCGUGCGCGUGCCAGAGCGACUUCUGGACGUGCUCGAUGGCGCGACCGAGGACGAUGUCCACCGAAGCUGGGGGCAGGUCGAGGCUCGUCGCAGCCCGUGGUACGACUUCUUUGUUCUCGACGAGCGCAUUCAGGCCAUGAAGUUGGUUUGGUCGCUGAUGGGCUGGCUGAUGAGAAAGCCGGAGGAGGAGACGGCGGAGGAGACGGCGGAGGAGACGGCGGAGGAGACGGCGGAGAAGACGGAAGAAGAUGUCAAGAUGAUUGAUGCUUGA